Messenger RNA from Phascolarctos cinereus (koala), 10027 nucleotides. It is a transcript of the gene DOCK5, whose product is annotated as dedicator of cytokinesis 5. Gene Ontology annotation, cellular component: plasma membrane; cytoplasm. The record is from RefSeq and is a predicted model, not a curated record. Gene Ontology annotation, molecular function: GTPase activator activity; small GTPase binding; guanyl-nucleotide exchange factor activity. Lineage: Eukaryota; Metazoa; Chordata; Mammalia; Diprotodontia; Phascolarctidae. Gene Ontology annotation, biological process: cell migration; myoblast fusion; small GTPase-mediated signal transduction.
GGAAGCGGCGCAGCCCCCCACCCCACGCCAUGGCUCGCUGGUUCCCCACCAAAAGACAGAAAUACGGAGUCGCAAUCUACAAUUACAAUGCAUCCCAAGACGUGGAGCUGUCUUUGCAGAUUGGAGACACAGUCCACAUCCUGGAGAUGUACGAAGGUUGGUUCAGAGGAUACACGCUGAGGAAUAAGGCUAAAAAGGGGAUUUUCCCUGAAACAUACAUCCAUUUGAAGGAGGCCACCGUAGAGGAUCGAGGGCAACAUGAGACCGUGAUUCCCAGUGAGGCGCCACUGGUGCAGGAACUCACAUCCACCCUUCGAGAAUGGGCAGUCAUCUGGCACAAACUCUACGUGAACAACAAGGUCACCCUCUUCCGGCAGCUGCAGCAAAUGACCUACAGCCUGAUUGAGUGGAGGUCUCAGAUCCUGUCAGGGACCCUCCCCAAGGAUGAGCUGGCCGAGCUCAAGAAGAAGGUCACAGCCAAGAUUGAUCACGGCAACAGGAUGCUUGGACUUGACCUCGUGGUACGAGAUGACAAUGGAAACAUUUUGGAUCCCGAUGAGACCAGCACGAUUGCCCUGUUCAGGGCCCACGAAGUGGCCUCCCAGAGGAUUGAAGAAAGGAUCCAAGAAGAGAAGUCCAUCCUACAGAAUCUGGACUUGCGGGGCCAGUCAAUCUUCAACACGAUGCACACCUACUGUCUCUAUGUCAACUUCAAGAACUUUGUCUGCAAUAUUGGGGAGGAUGCUGAGCUGCUCAUGGCCCUCUAUGACCCUGAUCAGUCCAGAUUUAUCAGUGAGAACUACCUAAUCCGCUGGGGCAGCAAUGGGAUGCCGAAGGAGAUCGAGAAGCUCAACAACCUUCAGGCUGUCUUCACUGAUCUCAGCAGCACUGAUCUCAUCCGGCCCAAGAUCAGCCUCGUGUGCCAGAUCGUCCGCGUGGGCCACAUGGAGCUCAAGGAGGGAAAGAAGCACACCUGUGGCCUUCGCAGGCCUUUUGGGGUUGCAGUGAUGGAUAUUACCGAUAUCAUACACGGGAAGGUUGAUGAUGAAGAAAAACAACACUUCAUUCCCUUUCAGCAGAUUGCUAUGGAAACCUACAUCCGACAGAGGCAACUUAUCAUGUCACCCCUGAUAACCUCCCACGUGAUCGGGGAGAAUGAGCCCCUCACGUCGGUCCUAAAUAAAGUGAUCGGAGCCAAGGAAGUGAAUCAUAAAGGACAAGGUCUUUGGGUUUCUCUGAAGCUACUCCCUGGUGACCUCACACAAGUACAGAAAGAUUUCUCACACUUGGUUGACAGGACCACAGCCAUUGCCCGAAAAAUGGGUUUCCCUGAAAUCAUCCUUCCAGGUGAUGUUAGGAAUGACAUCUAUGUCACCCUGAUCCAUGGAGAGUUUGACAAAGGGAAAAAGAAGACACCAAAGAAUGUCGAGGUGACCAUGUCCGUGUAUGAUGAGGACGGCACAUUGCUUGAGAAAGCUAUUCAUCCAGGUGCUGGCUAUGAAGGUAUUUCGGAAUACAAGUCUGUUGUCUAUUACCAAGUCAAACAGCCCUGCUGGUAUGAAACGGUCAAGGUAUCUAUUGCAAUUGAAGAGGUCACCCGUUGUCAUCUAAGAUUUACUUUCCGGCACAGGUCAUCUCAGGAAUCCAGAGAUAAAUCUGAAAGAGCUUUUGGGGUGGCCUUUGUAAAGCUGAUGAACCCAGAUGGAACUACAUUGCAGGAUGGGAGGCAUAACCUGGUAGUGUAUAAGGGGGAUAAUAAGAAAAUGGAAGAUGCUAAAUUCUACCUGACCCUGCCCAGCACAAAGAUAGAGAUGGAAGACAAGGAUUUCUCCCCAGGCAAAAACACGCACUUGGCCAACUUCACCCCAACCAAAGACAGCACAAAGGACAGCUUCCAAAUCGCCACCCUUAUUUGCUCCACAAAACUGACCCAGAAUGUUGACCUGUUGGGGUUGUUAAAUUGGCGUUCCAAUUCCCAGAACAUCAAACACAACUUAAAGAAGCUAAUGGAGGUGGAUGGAGGAGAAAUUGUAAAGUUCCUACAAGAUACACUCGAUGCACUUUUUAACAUAAUGAUGGAGAUGUCCGACAACGAAACCUAUGAUUUCCUUGUAUUUGAUGCACUGGUAUUUAUUAUCUCGCUGAUAGGAGACAUAAAGUUCCAGCAUUUUAAUCCUGUACUUGAAACCUACAUUUACAAACACUUCAGUGCCACCUUGGCAUAUGUGAAACUCACCAAAGUAUUGAAUCAUUAUGUGGGUAAUGCUGAGGACUCCAGCAAGACCGAUUUGCUUUUUGCUGCCUUAAAAGCCUUGAAGUACCUCUUCAGAUUUAUUGUCCAGUCCCGUGUCCUGUACCUGAGAUUUUAUGGUCAAAGUGAAGAUGGGGAUGAAUUUAACAAUGCAAUUCGCAAGCUGUUUCUCUCCUUUAAUAACCUAAUGGACAGACCCCUGGAAGAGGCUGUUAAGAUCAAGGGCGCGGCUCUGAAGUACCUUCCCAAUAUAAUUAAUGAUGUCAAGAUGGUGUUUGAUCCUGUUGAACUCAGCAUCCUCUUCAGCAAAUUCAUCCAAAGCAUUCCUGAUAACCAGCUGGUCCGACAGAAGCUGAACUGUAUGACCAAGAUAGUAGAGAGUAACCUCUUCCACCAGACAGAGUGCAGAGAUGCUCUGCUCCCCCUGCUCAUUGACCAGCUCAGUGGCCAGCUCGAUGACAAGUCCAACAAGCCUGACCACGAGGCAAGCUCACAGCUCCUCAGCAACAUCCUGGAAGUGCUGGACAGGAAGGAUGUGGGCUCCACCUCAACGCACAUCCGGCUGAUCAUGGAGCGCCUCUUAAGGAGAAUCAAUCGGACUGUGAUUGGGAUGAGCCGGCAGUCUCCCCACAUCGGCAGCUUUGUCGCUUGCAUGACCGCCAUCCUCCGGCAGAUGGACGAUUUCCACUAUAACCACUAUAUCAGCACUUUCAAGACCAGGCAGGAUAUCAUUGACUUCCUGAUGGAAACCUUCAUCAUGUUCAAGGAUCUCAUUGGGAAGAAUGUGUAUCCCCCAGACUGGAUGGUUAUGAAUAUGAUGCAGAACAGGGUUUUUCUGCGGUCUAUAAACCUAUUUGCUGAAGUUCUCACAAAGUUCUUCAUGGACCAGGCAAGCUUUGAACUCCAGCUCUGGAAUAAUUAUUUCCACUUGGCUGUCGCGUUCCUCACCCACGAAUCCCUUCAGCUGGAAACCUUCUCUCAAGCCAAGCGCACCAAAAUGGUCAAGAAAUAUGGGGAUAUGAGAAAGGAAAUCGGCUUUAGAAUCCGAGAUAUGUGGUACAAUCUGGGACCCCAUAAGAUCAAGUUCAUCCCCUCCAUGGUGGGUCCCAUCUUGGAGGUGACCUUGACACCGGAGACAGAGCUCCGGAAGGCCACAAUCCCUAUCUUCUUCGACAUGAUGCAGUGUGAGUUCAAUUUCAGUGGAAAUCACAACUUCCAGAUGUUUGAGAAUGAGCUGAUCACAAAGUUAGACCAGGAGGUGGAAGGAGGCCGGGGUGACGAACAGUACAAAGUCCUGCUGGAGAAGCUGCUCCUAGAACACUGUCGCAAACACAAAUACCUGGCCAGCUCUGGAGAAGUCUUUGCCCUCCUGGUCAGCAGCCUCUUGGAAAACCUGCUGGAUUACAGGACCAUCAUGCACGAUGAAAGCAAAGAGAAUCGCAUGAGCUGUACGGUCAACGUGUUGAAUUUCUAUAAGGAAAAGAAGAGAGAGGACAUUUACAUAAGGUACUUGUACAAGCUUCGGGACCUGCAUCGGGACUGUGAGAACUACACGGAGGCCGCCAAUACCCUUCUGCUGCACGCGGAGCUCCUCCAGUGGUCAGAUAAGCCCUGUGUGCCCCACUUGCUCCAGAGGGACAGCUACCAUGUCUAUUCCCAACAGGAGCUCAAAGAGAAGUUGUACCAAGAAAUCAUCUCGUACUUUGACAAGGGCAAAAUGUGGGAGAAAGCCAUCAAACUCAGCAAGGAGUUGGCCGAGACUUACGAGAGCAAAGUGUUUGACUACGAGGGGCUUGGCAACCUCCUGAAAAAACGAGCCUCGUUUUAUGAGAACAUCAUUAAAGCAAUGAGGCCCCAGCCAGAAUACUUUGCUGUCGGUUACUAUGGACAAGGCUUCCCGUCAUUUCUUCGGAACAAAAUCUUCAUCUAUCGAGGAAAGGAGUAUGAGCGAAGGGAAGACUUCAACCUGAAGCUGCUGACUCAGUUUCCCAAUGCAGAGAAGAUGACCAGUACAACCCCCCCAGGAGAGGAAAUCAAGUCAUCUCCCAAACAGUAUAUGCAGUGCUUCACAGUGAAGCCGGUGAUGAACCUACCUCCGAAUUACAAGGACAAACCCGUGCCAGAGCAGAUCUUGAAUUACUAUAGGGCCAACGAGGUUCAGCAGUUCCAACACUCCCGGCCCUUUCGGAAAGGAGAAAAGGAUCCCGACAAUGAGUUUGCAACCAUGUGGAUCGAGAGGACCACCUAUACCACCGCCUACACCUUUCCUGGGAUUCUCAAGUGGUUUGAAGUCAAGCAGGUUACCACGGAAGAAAUCAGCCCCUUGGAGAACGCCAUCGAGACGAUGGAGCUCACCAAUGAGAAGAUAAGCAACAGCGUCCAACAGCACGCCUGGGACCGCUCGCUCUCCCUACACCCACUCUCCAUGCUACUCAACGGCAUCGUAGACCCGGCUGUCAUGGGUGGAUAUUCCAACUACGAAAAGGCCUUUUUCACGGAGAAGUACCAGCAGGAGCACCCGGAGGACCAGGAGAAGGUUGAGCUGCUCAAACGCCUGAUUGCCUUACAGAUGCCCCUGCUUGGAGAGGGCAUCCGACUUCAUGGGGAGAAGCUAACGGAGCAGCUGAAGCCCCUGCAUGAUCGGCUCACCACCUGUUUCCGGGAGCUCAGGGAGAAGGUGGAGAAACUCUAUGGAGUCAUAACUCUGCCUCCCACCUUGACGGAGAGGAAGCAGAGCAGGACGGGGUCGGUGGUGCUGCCGUACAUCAUGUCUUCCACCCUACGGCGAUUGUCCGUCACCUCGGUGGCAUCCUCGGUGGUCUCCACUUCUUCCACCUCCUCAGAUAGCACCCCCUCCAGGCCAGGAUCCGAUGGGUCCAUUCUGGAGCCCCUGCUAGAACGGCGAGCUUCGUCAGGGGCCAAAGUGGAAGAUGUGUCCCUCAGAGAAGACAGUGAUAAUCGGAUCAGCAAGUUCAAGAGGAAAGACUGGAACAUUAGCAAAUCUCAGGUCAUCGCGGAGAGAGAGCCGGAAGCUGACCUGCUGAGCCCUGCUAGCAAGGUACAAAGACCCAAGAGUCUCCAGCUAGUGGACAGUCGGCUGACCUUGUUGCAAGGCUCCCCCCUGCCUUCCUCUAUGGCCCUGAGCCCACCGCCACUGACCCCGAAAACACCCAGGACCCAAAGCUCUCCAACAUUGCAGGUAGAUGGGCUGAUGUCUUCUGGUGCAAAGACAGUCCCGCCCCCACCCCCUCCCAAGAGCAAGCCCUAUGAGACCGGCAGCCAGAGGAACUCGGCAGAGGUUGCACCCCCGCUUCCUGUCCGUCGAGAAGCCAAGGGCCCACCACCUCCACCUCCCAAGGCCCGCAAGUCCGGAGUGCUCUCAUCGGAGCCAGGAUCACAAUGAAGACCCUGCUCUUCCUCAGUCCUUGUCUAGUAUUUUGGGAGCUGCCAACAUGGACAGCCUGUCUCAAGACCAGCCUCCAAAAGGCAAUGGCGCCAUUGCCCUAGUUUUCCAUCCCCUCUCAUCUGAGAUGACCUUGAACCCGGAUCGAUUCUUUUGAAAGCUUCCCGCACAGUCAUCUCACACCUUCUUCACUCACUUGUGAUCAUCAAGCAUCUACCUUCAGCCCACAGCCAUCUGGGCCUCCAAAGAGUCUCCUGCCAACUGGUUAUCCAGAGUGACCCUUGACUCCUUUUCCUGGCCAUGACAGGCAUUUCUCGCUUUGCUUCCGAAAAGCAACGCUGGAGUUUGGGUUCCCUUCCUUAUGGACGUACCCCCUUCCAUGUACCUAAACAAUAACAGAGCCACACAACGGGGCCAUUUUGGGUAGCUGAAGUAACAAUAAUUCAUUAAUAUGUAUGAUGUGCCCUUUGAGAAAAGGGAAUGUGUCUAAGGUAAGGGCGGGUGCACCACCUUUUAGCAAUGAUGUAAAAGGGACACCCGUUCAGGAAGGAUUGCACUAGAGGGCUGCUGAGGUACCUCUAAAAUCCUAUAAUUCCAUGAGUUCAUGGGCAGUUUACAAGGAGCCAUGUUGAUCGUGGCUGUGAAUUGGAAUGAAAAGAUAGGUGGGGUUCUGCCACUCCAAUGGCCAGAAGAACUCAAAGACUUUUAAAUAGUUGAGAUGAUAUUAAAUUCUGAUUAUACCAAGAGCUAAAAGCAAAGAAUUUCUCCUACGUGGAAAACCUUCCAGAUGAUCUGGUUACAUCAAGGGUCUUAUCUGUUCUCCUGAGAGCCUGCAUCCCUUGCCUAACUGGUGGCCUUCAGUUCUGGGGAUUCUGUCAAGUUAACAAACACCUAUUAAACACUUCCUGUGUGCCAGACAUGGUGCCAAGUACUGGGAAUACAAACACAAUUAGAAAGACUGUCCCCUCCUGCAAGGAGCUUAUGUUCUCAUGAAGAAGACAGCACUUAAAAGUAUAGAUGCUGAGGAGAGAGGGCUUCCCAGAAUGGAUCUUGGAGAGGCAAGUUCCCUCCCUAGGGUCUUCAUUUUAUUAUAACUGCCUCUACUUUCUCACCUGUCACACAACCAGUCACACACAGCCCCACUGCAUUACCUCCUCUGAGCUGGUGUGAAGUAAACUGUGGAGUCUAGGUGUGAAUGUCACUGCCCCAGUCAGGCUGACUUCAGUCUCCUCCAUCCCACUUUCCAUGGGCUCCAACCUUCAGUCUCCUCCAUCCCACUUUCCAUGGACUCCAAGCUUCAGUCUCCUCCAUCCCACUUUCCAUGGACUCCAAGCUUCAGUCUCCUCCAUGCCACUUUCCAUGGAGUCCAAGCUUCAGUCUCCUCCAUCCCACUUUCCAUGGACUCCAACUUUCAGUCUCCUCCAUCCCACUUUCCAUGGACUCCAAGCUUCAGUCUCCUCCAUCCCACUUUCCAUGGACUCCAAGCUUCAGUCUCCUCCAUCCCACUUUCCAUGGACUCCAACCUUCAAUCUCCUCCAUGCCACUUUCCAUGGAGUCUGACCUUCAGUCUCCUCCAUCCCCUUUCUAUGACUCAGUGGCCCAAUCGUGCUUCUAUGUUUGACAGGACUUUCCUUUUCCACACAUUUGAUUUUGCCUUAUAAGAUCUAUAACAAUUCCCCAAAGUAAGCCCCUUGCUUUCUCCAUAGAAUUGAGAAAUUUGUAAGAACCUCCAGAACCUACACGAUGCCCUAAAAAUGUCUGUCUAUUUUGGUCUGAGCCUGUGAAGUGGGGAUCUCCUGUCCACACAGAUCCACGACUGCCCUUUGGGAUCACAGUUGUAGAGGUGCCUGGGGGUACUGAAGGGUUAAGUGAUUUGGCCCUGCUCAGUGUGGGUCAGAAGCAGGGCUUGAACCCCAGUCUUCCUGGCUUUUAGGCCAGGUCUUCAUCCAGUCAGCCACAUUUCCUCUCUCCCUGCACGUAGCAGGUGGUUCAUAAAUAUUUGGAAGCUCUGACACUUUCUUAGCUGUGUGGCCCUGGGCAAGUCACUUUGUACCAAAAACGAUCAGCCAGCAAGACCAUUUCCAAUAGGGGUGAGGAAGGGGAUCAGAAGAGGCUUCAUGAAGGAAGUGUACUUAAGUUGGACUUUGAAGGAUGAGUGGGAUUUCAACAGGUGAAGACUGGGUGUGUGCACAGUGUCUAGAUGGGGAGGUGUCCUGCCCAUUCCAGGUUUUAGCAGAAAAAAAGGGCAUGACUUUGAGCCCCCUGGAAUUAUCACACCUACAAGGGACCCUACCUGAAAUCAUUCCCUUCCCAUGUAAUUGAGUCUUUCUUAGACACAAGGGUUUUUAACCUGAAGUCUAUGAACUUAGAUGGGAAAAAAAUUAUGAUAAAUUAUGAAUAUGAGUGGCCAAUAUUAUCCUGAGAAGGUGUCCCUAGGCUUCACCACACCGAGAAAGGGGUCCAGGACAUGAAAAAGGGUAAGAAGCCCUGCUUUAAAGGCAGAAAAAGUCAAAAAAGGACCUCAAGAAUUGGUGAUUUGGGUUUUCCCCCUGCCUUCUUUUAGUAUCAUCAUCCUUCAUCCCCUCUCUCCUACACCUGGAGGGAGAUGAGCCUAGAUGAGAAAACCAGAAAAGCAAGAAACUGACCCAGUCUCAAGCCCCCACCCCAGGAAACUGGUAUUCAGAGGUGACAGAUGUCAUGGAAAGACCCCUGCACUUGGAGGCCUGUCUUCGCCAUUGUCUUUGUGUCCUACCAGAGUCACUAGCCUUCCCAAACCUCAGUUUCCUCGUCUGUAAAACAAGGGGGUUGGAUGAGAUGCAGACUUUCAGGAGGGCAGAUGGACAACAGUUGGCAUGAGGGGGUCUGGAGCUCUUCGUGUUCCUUCCGGCCCCCAAAGUCCCUACACUUCAGUCUCUUACUGAAAGGUAGAGAACUGGUCCGUGAAAGAGGCAAAAGAGAAACUUGGACCACAGCCUUGGGAAGCAUUAAGGAUAGAGGAUGCCCCCAGCUGUCUGGUGGGCUAACUGUGGUGCUCUGAGGACUGAUGGAUCUUUCCCUUCACAGUCUUUCUGCCUGUGUUUUAUCUGGAGAUCAAGUGUUUUCCAUAUUAAUGGAAAUUGUUCUCUAACCUCCCCCCCCCCACUACCACACACACACUCACACCACAACCCUUUAAAUGCAUAGAAUUCAGUGAGGAUUGUGGAAAGCAGAAGAGGAUUAUAAAGGAAGAGAACUGGCUAUGGGACCAUGUAUUCUAAUCGUUAGCAUGGAAUAGAAUUUCUGACAUCAAGUGUCUGCGACAUUGGCAAAAAAAGGGGCAACCCCCAACAAUCUCCCCACUUCACAAGCUACCAACAUGGUCUACCAUGUCUAGAACAUUUCAAUAACCAGGCCCUCCCACACUGUACCAUUUGAGAACUUACAAGGCUUGGCAGUCCAUUCCUAAGCUGUCUGGUCAUACUGUUCUAAUUGGCAUUGGCCAUGACAGAUGUAAUUUCCACUUUGUGAAAGCUGGGUGAAGCACGUGUGAGCUCCAGCCAGCAGAAGAACGAAGAGUGCUUUUCCUUUGCUAUGGUGUGAUAAGCAUGGAGUUCUAAUGCCCAGACCGUUCUAUCAGGCAACCCUAAUUUUCAAGGUCCUGCCCUGUGAGGGUUGAUUGAAGGAACUAGGAAAGCUUGGGGAAGAGGUUUGGUGGGGGGAGGGGAGGCAUGGUAGGUGUGUGAAAGAUGCCUUUCUUCAAGAGUUUAAAUGGCUGUCAUAGACAAGAACAAGUAGAUUUUUGCUCCUUCAUUCCAGAGGGAAGAAACAGAACCAUGGAUGCAAGUUGUAAAAAGGGUUUUGGGCUUGAUUGAAGAAGACUUUCUGAAAAUUAAAGUAAUCACCAAAUGAAGUCUUUGGGUGGUUGUGGGAUCUCCCUCAUUGGGUAUCAUCAAGCCUUGCUUGGGUGACCAUUUAUCACACACACACACUUGUGUUGUAGUGGGGAAUCUUUUGGGGAUAGGGGUUGAAUUAGAGAACUGGGGACAUCCCUCCCAGGUCUGAGAUUCUGUGUGACCAUUGGGCUGCUUCCGUAAACCCAUACUUAGGAAAGAUGCUUUGAGAAGGCUGGAAAUUUUUUGCUGAGAUUUGCCGUUAUUUAUUUAUUUUUAAAUUAAACCUGGAAUUGAUUUUCUGAAGCAUUCUAUGUCUUUGGUUGACUGGUAGCUUUCCUUUAGAGAAAUGACACUUUCCUGAGCUUUGUUACUCCCCCUUUCCCAGGGUCUCUUCACUGGAAGGCAUCUACUCACCGUGGAUAUCCCUGUGAAGCUCUCUGUCUCUGUCUCUUUCUCUGUGUAUCUUUGUCUCUCUCUGUCUCUCUCUUUCUCUCUUUUUUU